GAGAAGAUGGCGGCCGUGUCUAGCGGAGGUGCUGCUGGGUCCGCUGCGGCCGCAAUUACGCACCCUGCCCGCCCGACCCACGCAGGAAUGGGCUCCCAGAACCGGGCCCCGCCGUCCUCUGGGAUCAACCCCAGCGGGCGUACAGGCACGGCCGGCGGGUGCAUCACUAAUCCCGGACACACUUCGGCCACCAGGCCCCCUCCAGCCCGAGUGGGCCACUACGAAAUCGAGCGGACCAUCGGCAAGGGAAAUUUCGCGGUCGUUAAGCUAGCCACACACAUCAUCACUAAAGCAAAGGUGGCGAUAAAAAUAGUGGAUAAGACCCAGCUGGACGAUGAGAACCUGAAGAAGAUCUUCAGAGAGGUGCAGAUAAUGAAGUUGCUGAAGCACCCCCACAUCAUCCGCCUCUACCAGGUGAUGGAGACGGAGAAGAUGAUCUAUCUGGUCACAGAGUAUGCCAGUGGGGGAGAGAUAUUCGACCACCUGGUGGCCCACGGGCGCAUGGCGGAAAAGGACGCCAGGAAGAAGUUCAAGCAGAUUGUGGCGGCGGUCCAUUUCUGCCAUUGUCGCAACAUCGUCCACAGAGACCUGAAGGCCGAGAAUCUGUUACUGGACCACAACCUGAACAUUAAAAUAGCAGAUUUUGGCUUCAGCAACAUGUUUUCCCGAGGCCAGCUGUUGAAGACAUGGUGUGGCAGCCCUCCUUAUGCAGCUCCUGAGCUGUUUGAGGGGAAAGAGUAUGAUGGACCCAAAGUAGAUAUAUGGAGCUUAGGCGUGGUGUUAUACGUGCUGGUGUGUGGCGCCUUACCCUUUGAUGGCAGCACUCUACAAAACCUACGAGCUCGAGUCCUCAGUGGAAAGUUCCGCAUCCCUUUCUUCAUGUCCACAGACUGUGAGUACUUAAUUAGACACAUGUUAGUCCUGGAGCCCAGUAGACGGUUGAGUAUGGAGCAGAUCUGUAAAAACAAGUGGAUGAGGCAAGGAGACCCAGACCCUGACUUUGACAGGUUGAUAGCGGAGUGCGAGCAGGUGAAGACGGAGAGAGAGAUCGAGCUCAUCAACGAGCAGGUGCUGAUGGCCAUGUCUGAGAUGGGCUUGGACAGAGAACGCACAAUCCAGUCCUUGCAAACGGACGCAUACGAUCACUACAGUGCCAUCUACAGUCUGCUCGCAGAACGCCUCAAGAAACACAAGACGCUGCGUGUGGCGCCGCCCCCGCCGCGCUCCAUCAGCUAUCCUCUAAACGCCAUUCAGCAGACAGACCAGCAAGGUAAUCCUGUUAGCAUGACGGUGCCCCAUGUCCAGCUCAUCAACCCAGAGAACCAAAUUGUAGAGCCUGAUGGUAACAUGGCGCUGGACAGCGAUGAGGGAGAGGAGCCGUCUCCAGAGGCCAUGGCUCGCUACCUUUCUAUGAGGCGACACACUGUGGGGGUACCAGACCAAAGGACGGAGAUGCAGGAGGAACUCCAGAGGCUUCCACCAGGUUUCCCUCGUGGUGUGAUCCCCCAACCCCCCUUCCCUCAACUUACCCCCACUAUGGCCCAAAUGCACACACUCAUGCCCACACAGAGCCUGCAGCCUACGCAGCAGCUGGAGUACAAGGAGCAAUCGCUGCUGCAGCCGCCUACUCUGCAGCUCCUAAACGGCAUGGGCCCCCUGGGCCGAAGAGCUUCCGAUGGCGGGGCCAACAUCCAGUUACACGCUCAGCUCCUGAAGAGGCCCCGAGGGCCCUCGCCGCUCGUCGCCAGCCCGCAUCCUAAUACCUCUGUAGCUCCGGUGGAUGAGGAGGGGUCAGAUGGAGAGCCAGACCAAGAGGCGGUGCAGAGGUACCUGGCGAACCGCUCCAAGCGGCACACGGCGCACGUGCUCCCAAGCAUUUCGCAUGGCGACCCCUCGACAGAGUCGCAGCGGCCCCAGGGCCCCCGCCAGAGGGGCGGCUGGGUGCCUGACACAUAUGCCCGAUCCACCUAUAAGGACUGUAACACCCUACACCUCCCCAUGGAGCGCUUCUCUCCUGUCAGACGCUUCUCCGACGGCGCCGCUUCCAUCCAGGCCUUCAAGGCACAUCUGGAGAACAGCAGCCUCAUUAAGCAGCUCAAGCAGGAGUGUGAGCAGCUCCAGAAGAAGUAUGCUGCCCAGCAGGAUGAGCGCUUCCUCGAGCACACCCAGCAGCAGCACAUCCUUUACCAGCAAGAGCAACAAAUCCUUCACCAGCAAAUCCAGGCUCUGUCCUUAGGCCACGGAGAGAGCCAGCCCAGUCAUUUAACCCACCAGCUCCAGAGGUUGCGUAUCCAGCCCUCCAGUCCUCCGCCAACACAUCCCAGCAACCACCUCUUCAGACAGCCCAAUCAGAGUCCUCCGCCUGGCUCUGCAGGCCUAAUGCAAGGGCAUGCGGGUCAGUCAUCAGUGCAGUACCAACAUGGCGCUCCAGCCAUGUACCAGGGACAAAGCGGCAGCCCGCCCCCCACAGGCCUGCCUCGAGUCCCUCACCCAGCCAAUCAGCAGGCAGCACCUGGCCGCCCCGCCGUCCCAAUGGCACCGGGCGUCCCCCAACAACAGCAGGUGACCAUUCAGGUGCAGGAUGUGGAGCUGGGAGGAGGGGCACAGAGACCAGGCAGCUUCCUGUCCACGCCGGGCCCACACAGAGUCUUGGGGAAGCAGCUCAGCGCAGACAACGCAGAGACGCACAGCCGCAGCCUUGGCCGUUUCACCUCCGCCUACGACCAGGCCCAUUUCAAUCCUCACCUCUUCUCCGGCGACGCUGCCUCUCGGGGGCCCUCUGGGGUCGUGGGCUCUUACAACCCCUACCUGCAGGCCGCCUCGCUGAAAGUCCCCGGCCUGGAAGGCUACCAGAGCGGGGCCGUCGGGACCAGCAGCUAUGGGACCCCCUCCACACUACAGCAGGCCCUGCUCUCCCCAACUCCUCUGGACUACUGUCCCCCGCAGCAGCACGUCACCCCCACCCUGCAGGGCCUCCUGUCCCCUCGGCACUCUCUAACAGGCCACGCCGACCCCAGGCUGCCCCCCCAGGACUUGGCCGCCCUGCUGAAGAGACAGAACCUCCGGCAGUGCCCGGCACAGCAAACCCCAUCCAGCGGUGCUGGUCAGGAGUUUGGAGAAAUGCUGCUUCUCCGCCAGCUUAGCCAGGGAGACACCCUGGAGCCCCCCGUACCCCAGCCCACCUCCGGGGGUCAACACUACCACCAUCUCCUCCAAAUACAACCCCCAGAGGUUCAGCAGCAGCAGCAUGUGACUCAAGCGCCGUGUCCCAGCCUACCACACUCAGAGAGUAUGGAGGAGGAUGAGGCCCCUGCUGGAUACCACCACCCGCAUGAGGGCCUGCUGGCUAAGGCAGGAGAAGCACAUGAGCUCCUGGGGCCUCCCCGAGGUGGGACCCCGCCUUACAGCUCCCCCACGCACAGGCACGGUGCUUACAUGAGGAGUCCUCCUGCUUCUAGAGAAUCUGAGCGUGUAGAGUGCCGGCCCCAAGGACAGGCCAUGGAAGUGCCUGAUCACAACGGGCUUAACUAUCAGCGAGCCCCCCAGAGUGAAGUGUAUCGAUCUAGAGGGCAGCUCCAGCGCCACCACACCAUUCAGACCUGUGAUGACGCCUACGAUCAGGCGGAUCCCAUGUCCGGCAUGAGCCUCUUGGCAGGAAAGGCGCUCAGCUCAGCUCGCAUGUCGGACAUCCUCAGCCAGACGUCUCUGACUGGAAGCCAGCAGCUGCACCAGCGGGAGGAGUCAGUUUGUGAUGUAGAAGGGGAGCUCCAUGCUUCAGCCUGUUACCCGUCGUCCUGCACCAGUGACAUGCUCCUCAGCUACAAACCCCCUGAUCUGCAGUACAGCAUGGAGCAGGCUGGGGUUUAGCGCAGGAAGCGGUGAAUCCUGUGUGCGUCGUCCAUAUCAGCCACCCUGAGUUGUUGACUUGAGUUGAGCAGCUUCACGCCAAACCACCGCCUCCGCCCAAGCCAGGGGCGCUCAGUGUCCAUCUAUCUGUUUCCAUCUGUCCCUACGGAGGGAGGCCGAGAGAGGGGAGGGGGUUUUCCGGUGGGUGGGCCAGAGUUGGGGGGGGGCCUCGGGGUUCAAAGGUCAAAGUGCCAGCAUUUUCUACGCAGACAUCCAGCAUGGUUCUGUUGCAGGUUGUCUUCUCUUCUCACCUCUCAUCUUGGGUAGCUUGAGGUCUGACUCCCACCCCCACAGUUUCAGCCCCCCCUCCCCCCGUCGACUUGGCCCACUUCACGCCAACUCCUCCCUCCCCGGCUAUGUACGACAUACGUUCAUGACGGCCGGCGCUUUCACACGGCGGCACCAUCAAACACACACACUGCUGCCACCGCAAACCCAAAGUAUUCCCAACAGGACGGAGUGUGUGUGUUUGUCCCAUGUGGACGGGGGCGAGGAACGCCAUCCUGGAGCAGCGAAGGACCCCCACCCCAAAGACCCCUCUUUUCAGCUGUUUUUUGCUCAGGCUCUGACUGGGCAACCAAAACGGCUCCAUCUAGUGGAGCUCUUCAAUGUCGCACAGGACAAACCAGCUCUUCUUCUUUAUUUUGUGGCAUUCUGUUUCAUUUUAGUUCCAGACUCAUUUUACAGUCAAUGUAGACAUUUUUGGUCGACAUGGUUACUCUUAUGGUUUUUUUUCUGUAAAAGAUGUUUAUUAUAUGAAAUAUUAUUAAAGGAGAAUAGUUAUGUGUGGCGAGGAGGACAGCGAUGUCCUCUGGCUUAAUUCUGCACUUUGGGUUCAUGUUGUGCGUCUCGGUUUUUCCUCUCCUCUUCCUCAUGCUUCAGCCCUACCUC
Molecule: messenger RNA, 4797 nt
Organism: Cyprinodon variegatus (sheepshead minnow)
Lineage: Eukaryota; Metazoa; Chordata; Actinopteri; Cyprinodontiformes; Cyprinodontidae
Gene: sik3
Product: SIK family kinase 3
Exons: 26
Coding region: 7-3867 (1286 amino acids)
Biological process (GO): intracellular signal transduction; microtubule cytoskeleton organization; protein phosphorylation
Cellular component (GO): cytoplasm
Molecular function (GO): protein serine/threonine kinase activity; ATP binding; tau-protein kinase activity
Source: RefSeq, a predicted model, not a curated record